AGAGCUGCAGUCCUUUCUUUCUUUCUUUCUUUUUUUUGGGGUGUUUUUUUUUCCAGCGCGUGGAACAUUGCUCAGGGCACAUCGCAUGGCGAACCGGUUUUGGUUUUUUUAUUAUUUUUUUUCCUCCUUUUUCUACGGUAUUGCAGACCUGCAGCCUGCAGGACCAAUGGGAUCCCGGGGAAGAAUAGAACUGCCGAAAAAGCGAGCUUGGAUUCGCCCGGAAGAAGUAAGCGAAUGCGGAUAAACCAGUGAGAUACCGGUAGUCGAUGGGGGUACCUGGUACAUACUGGUACAAUAAUAAACCUUUCCUCAACACUGGGGCAGGGAGGAGUGAGGUUCGGGGGGCAUCUUUUGAGGAGCCGAUUCCUGGUCUGGCCUCCGCUCUGGUGGCUGACCUAACCCUCUUCUUUCACAACCGUAAAAACUGCUUUUCUUCCGGAGUCGAGCCCGUCGAUGGCUCUUCUUCCCCGGUUAAUUCUCUGCUCUAGUUCAAUUGCAUCCCAACUUGGGGUUGCGUGCUAGGCGCUCUCUCUCUCUCUCUCGUCUCACAAGGCGCGUCAAGAUUUUAUUCCGUUCCCUUUUCUGGGCUUUCUCGUCUCGUCUCCUCUUUUUUUUCCAUACCGCAGGAAAGUCUGGAACGAGGGGGCAAAAAUAGAAGGGAGGACAAUACCGUAGAGGAAUAGGAACCUUUUGACUCAGGCGCUCGAGUUUGCUUGCAAAGACUUGAAGCCCUUUUCUAGGAUUUUUUUCUCACUUUGGAGGUGUUUAUUUUCUUUCCCUUCUUCCCUUUCUAUUUCUUCCUCAGGCAUAAACUCGCAUUAUUAUUUUUCUUGAACUUCUUUUCUGCUGCUCACUGCCGCCUUGUGUGGUGAACGAGGUAAACGAUAGACGGAGGGAGAAAGGAGUGAGGUUUGUUUCCUUGAAGCUUAACCACUCCGCUCCUUGCAGUCUGCACCACGCUUUUCUCAACCAUUUCCUCCAACCCGUAUCAUACGCCCUCUCGCCUGCGUCAAGUAACCCGCAGUAACAAAGGGCAGCUUUGCCGCUGCUUCAUUGUCGAAUUGGAUUGUCUUGCGUCAUUCUCUUACACCGCCACCACUGUGAGGUUUGCCUCAUACAAUCUCAUAACGCCGUCGUGAGUUAGGGCUCUGUACAAGUAGUCACUAAGAAAGGAAGGAAGGGAGAAAAGCGAGAGGUUUGGGGGAGGAGAUCCGGGGCCCUUCACAGCAUCUACCUUCCUUCUCUACCCCCUUCUUCCUUCUCUCAUCCCCCAACCCUUCUUCGAUCGAAUAUGGAGAAUAAUGGAAAUAUUGUCUCCUUGGGCGACACCUACCAUCCUGGGACUUCGUUAGCACCGGAUGUCGUGUUCUACAUCCACUACGCCUACCCAGUAUCUCUCUUUUUCUUCUUUCUAUUCACACUGACUUGGUGGGGGAUCUCGACUUCUGAAUCUUCGAAACCCACUCCACCGCCUGUUACUGGCAUCUACGACAACGGGAAGAGAAAGAAAAGGCGCCAGAGGUCGGGCCGAGCUAACAGUGGCCUUUUCGGAAGGAUCGCAGAGCGAUUUCCCGGAGGCGCGAAAGCCAAAGGAAAGAAGGUGGCCGAUGAUAAACUAACUCCGCUGAGAAAGGCCGCGUUCAAUUGGUUAUUGGUCGGUGUAAUUUUCACCUUAGUCGCGAACUCAACAAACGUCAUUUUGCAUGCUUUGACAAAGAAGGGUUGGUGGUGCGGGAAAGAUUAUGUUAUCUGCACUGUCUCGCUGCUCUUCAUAUAUGCAAUCAUCCUAAUCUCGCAGCUUGAUAACAUCCUUUACCCCACAUUACCCCAUCUCGCAUCGUGGUUUUUUGGUUUGGUUGGCGAGGUUGUUCUCUUGGUAGCGAACAUUUUCACUUAUGGAGAGAAGCAUGGUCCGUUGAUUGGUGGGAGUGGUGUAGGUGUCGGAGCUUCCAAAAACCGCUUUUCACUACACAAUUGGGAUAUUGUAGACUUAUCUAUCGAUGUUCUUCGGAUUGUCUUCCUCGUGCUAUUGGUCGGGCUAUACGUUUUCCUCAUCAUACUCUCGGGGCAGGAAUCUGACGAUAGUGACUCGGAGGAGAGCAGCUCACUUUUAGCCUCCUCUUCCUCAUCUACGGUCGACGGUGCGCCAGAUUAUGGCUCUGUCCCCGCGCAUAGAAAACAUGGUGUCCCAGAGCCAUCGACUCAUGCCCCGGCUGGAUGGGGUAGGCGGGCUGUUGUUGGAAAGCAAAGCUGGUGGGAAUAUGUCCAAGGCUACACCAUCUUUUUCCCAUACCUCUGGCCAAGUAAGGAUAGGAGGCUGCAGUUCCUCAUGAUAAUUUGUUUUAUACUCAUGGUGCUCCAACGUGGUAUAAACGUGAUGGUGCCGAUACAACUUGGAAAGAUUACAAAUAUCCUCGGCGGGUCAAACGGAGAACUGCCACGUCUCCCAUAUGUCCAAAUACUUCUAUAUAUUGUUUACAGGUUCCUUCAAGGCAACAUGGGUAUUCUUGGUGCUAUCCGUAGCAUGUUGUGGAUACCGAUUGGCCAAUAUUCGUACCAAGCCUUAUCAACCUCAGCGUUUGAACAUGUUCACUCCCUGUCACUCGACUUCCAUCUUGGCAAAAAGACUGGAGAAGUUUUGAGUGCCCUUAGCAAGGGCAAUGCUAUUAAUACCUUCCUUGAACAAGUUACAUUCCAAGUCGUUCCCAUGUUGUUUGAUUUGGUGGUUGCAGUUGUAUACUUCCUUGUCUCUUUUGAUGCGUAUUAUGCGCUUAUCGUGGCUAUUGUCACCCUGUGUUAUUUGUACAUUACAGUGAGGAUGGCCCAAUGGCGCGCGGAUAUUCGUAGGGAGAUGGUCAACAGGUCUCGCGACGAGGAUGCUGUCAAAAACGAUUCUAUGGUAGCCUAUGAAACUGUCAAGUACUUUAACGCCGAAGGCUACGAGUUUGGUAGGUAUAGAGAUGCUGUCAGAGCCUAUCAGAAGGCAGAGUACAAGGUCCUCUUCAGUUUGAACAUUAUGAAUGUCACUCAAAACCUCGUUUUCACUAUCGGACUUGUUGUGGCUUGUUUUCUGAGUGCAUGGCAAGUUUCGACCGGUGAAACAUCGGUUGGAAGUUUCGUCUCCUUGCUGGCAUAUCUGGCGCAGUUACAGGGCCCCUUGAACUUCUUCGGGACAUUCUAUCGAAGCAUCCAGAGUUCCAUGAUCAACUCCGAGCGUAUGCUUGAAUUGUUCAAGGAGCAGCCUACCGUCGUUGAUGCGCCGCACGCUGAGAAGCUUACUAAAUGCGAGGGUGAAAUUUCCUUCAAGGAUGUGCAUUUCUCUUAUGAUGCUCGGAAGCCAGCCCUACGCGGGCUUGACUUUGUGGCUAAACCAGGAACUACUACUGCGUUUGUUGGUGAGAGUGGUGGUGGCAAAACAACGGUUUUGAGGCUUCUUUUCAGAUUUUAUAACAUCGAGGAGGGUAGUAUAGAGGUUGAUGGAAAGGAUGUACGAGAUAUUACGAUCGACUCGUUGAGGUCGCAUAUUGGCGUUGUUCCCCAGGACACCGUGCUUUUCAACGAGAGCGUAAUGUACAACUUGAAAUAUGCCAACCCUAACGCAACUGAUGAAAUGGUAUUCGAGGCCUGCAGAGCAGCCAGCAUCCAUGAUAAGAUUAUGAGCUUCCCUGAUCGCUAUAACACUAAGGUUGGCGAGCGAGGGUUAAGGCUUUCCGGGGGGGAAAAGCAAAGGGUCGCAAUUGCACGAACGAUCUUGAAAAAUCCCAAAAUAAUUCUCCUAGAUGAAGCCACUGCUGCAUUGGACUCUGAAACAGAGCAGCAUAUUCAGGCCGCGCUGAGGGAGCUUGCUAAAGGUCGAACUACCCUUGUCAUCGCCCAUCGCCUGUCAACCAUCACAGCUGCCAAUCAAAUUCUCUGCCUUCACGAAGGACAAGUCGCUGAAGCCGGCACUCACGACGAACUACUUGCCAAGAAUGGGCGUUAUGCGAUGAUGUGGAGAAAGCAAAUCCGGGCAGAACAGAAGCAAAAGAAAGCGGCGAUGAAGAAGGACGAUGAAUCUGAAUCAUCAACCGAGGACACCGAUGAGUCGCUUAUCGAUCUGGCUCCUUCCCACCCGUCGGGGUUUCCCGGAAAUGGCAGCAUGUUAGAGAACGAGGCCGUCACCCCGGAAAUGAUUGAUACACCCCCCGGUGAAUUGAGCCUUAUGCCGGUAAUCGCUAGUGCGCAAAACACUGCGGGUGGAGGUCCUAGCACCACAGAAAUCGAGGUCACCCCUAAGACAGCUGCGGCCGAGAGAGUCGUGGAGGAGAGUCCAGUUUUGAGUCCAGUGACUAGUCCGCUGGCGAGUCCUGAACCGCCUUCUAGGAAAGGCAAGGGCAAGAAUAGGGGAGGGCUGAGAAGAAGUGGUAGUGCACUAUCAGCAAGCGUCGGCGGAUCAAGCGGGGGGCCACCACUAAGCUCUCAUGGAAAAUGGAGUACCCGGGGCAUUAAGAGGGCGCUCAGCUUCAAAGACUCUAUACUCCAUCGAAGGUCGGCGGGUGUUGCUGGAAGUGGUAGUCCGAGCGGCAGUGAAAGGGGCAGCGAGAGGGGGAGCGGGAGGAGUAUCGAUAAUAAAUAGUUGGAACAGCGCCCGGAGGCGGGGGGAAAUAAAAUUGCAUCAUGGCGGACGAGACGAGGCGGCGAAAAUAAUGAUAAUUUGCAUUGAUGAAUAUAACGACGGAUACGGGUGCCGGAUCUAAAGCGGAGGAACAAAAGCAUAAUCAGAAGUUUAUACUGGGAUAGAUUUUGUUCAUUUCUCAUCAACGAACGAACAAACGAACAAAGAAAUUAUUCAGCCAUCUGUCAAGGAGUCGGACGGUUGCACGAGUUUUAUUUGUGUAUUGUAACGAGGGGAUCGACGGGUGUAUGGAAGGGGAAGGGAAGGGUAUCAUGGGCCAGACCAUUGUUAAUGAAAUCAUUGUCUGA
Messenger RNA from Tuber melanosporum (Perigord truffle), 4962 nucleotides. RefSeq lists its product as uncharacterized. Lineage: Eukaryota; Fungi; Ascomycota; Pezizomycetes; Pezizales; Tuberaceae. The record is from RefSeq and is a predicted model, not a curated record. Gene Ontology annotation, biological process: transmembrane transport. Gene Ontology annotation, cellular component: membrane. Bases 1292 to 4615 code for a protein of 1107 amino acids. The transcript is spliced from 11 exons. Gene Ontology annotation, molecular function: ABC-type transporter activity; ATP binding; ATP hydrolysis activity.